This is a messenger RNA of Helobdella robusta, 1062 nucleotides long. RefSeq lists its product as hypothetical. Lineage: Eukaryota; Metazoa; Annelida; Clitellata; Rhynchobdellida; Glossiphoniidae. The record is from RefSeq and is a predicted model, not a curated record. The transcript has 4 exons. Gene Ontology annotation, molecular function: protein binding. The coding region runs from base 1 to 1062 and encodes 353 amino acids.
AUGUUUCUAUCUCAAACAUUAAAAAAUGGACACAAUCAGACCGUCACAUGCAUCGCAUGCACUCAAAAUAAUGAUAAUAAUGCCAAUGAAUUCAUAAGCGGAAGUGAAUUAGGUGAAGUAUGUUUCUGGUCGGCAACCGAUGGAAGAUUAGUCAAAAAACUGCGGUUAUCUGUUUGGGAGAAUGAUGACAUUAUGUGCAUCAAAUGUUCCGUUAAAAAUCCCGAACAAGUUUUUGUAUCAGCUAGUCACAAAGUGAUUGUCUACGAUUUGAAAUAUUUAGAUAAACCGCUGCAGGAGCUGAGUUUUGCCGAAGAUGAAAUCAAUGAAAUCUCACUGAAUGGCGAGGAAUCACAUUUAGCGGCCGCCGAAGAUUCUGGAAACAUUAAAGUUUUUGAUUUGAGAGCAAACAAAUUAAUGAAGACACUAAGAAAUCAUGAAAACAUAUGUUCGGGAGUUUCAUUCAGACCCAACAGGGCUGCAGAGUUGUUGAGUUGCAGUUUUGAUCAGAAGCUCAUCCAUUGGGAAUACUUGAAAUCUAAAAGUUUUUGCAUCUUAAAUAUGCAAGAGGUUGGAGCACAACCAGAUGAUGAAGAAAAUUAUCUUGUGAAUCCACCUUUCAUUCAUAGCUUAUCUGUUAAUUGCUCAGGUUCCCUUGUAGCUUGUGGAACGGAGAAUGCAUUAGUUCAAGUGUUUGAUGGCAGUAAGAAAAUUUUGAGACAUGUGAAAACUUUGAGAAAACAUCAUAGAGGAGUGGCUCAGGUUCAUUCUCUUUUAUUUGCAGAAAAUCUCUUGUUAUCAGCUGGCAACGAUAAUCUGCUCUGCCUGUGGGAACUUAACAACAUCAGUCAGAACAUUGAUUACUCAAGAACGAAUGGUAAUCACUUGACAGCCAAUCACAAUUCACGCAACCGUUCUCAAUCAACCAAUGAGAGAACACCAUUGUGGCAGAUGAAUCACUCAGAAUCAUUCAAUUGGCUCUCAUCUGGAAUCAGUGGCAACUCUAAAUUUUUAUUGGUUGCAGAUAAUUCGACAGAACCUCUUGUUUUUACAUAUGCAGAAUAA